Molecule: messenger RNA, 2980 nt
Organism: Ictidomys tridecemlineatus (thirteen-lined ground squirrel)
Lineage: Eukaryota; Metazoa; Chordata; Mammalia; Rodentia; Sciuridae
Gene: Ddx27
Product: DEAD-box helicase 27
Cellular component (GO): cytosol
Molecular function (GO): nucleic acid binding; RNA helicase activity; ATP binding
Source: RefSeq, a predicted model, not a curated record
GAUGAGAAGACUGCGGAAGAGUAAGGGCCUCUCCGCACGUCACCGGAAGUGGCUGCUGCUUCAGCAUGCUGGCGGAGCUCGGUUUGAUCGGGACCAUAGGCGAAGAUGACGAGGUGCCGAUGGAGCCCGAGUCUGACUCCGGAGACGAGGAGGAGGAGGGGCCCAUUGUGCUGGGCCGAAAGCAGAAGGCCUUGCAGAAGAACCGCAGUGCCGAUUUCAACCCUGACUUCGUGUUCACUGAGAAGGAGGGGAUGUAUGAUGGCAGCUGGGCCCUGGCUGAUGUCAUGAGCCAGCUCAAGAAGAAGAGGGCAGCCACUACCUUAGAUGAGAAGAUUGAGAAAGUGCGAAAGAAAAGGAAAACGGAGGACAAAGAAGCCAAGGCCGGGAAAUUGGAGGAGAAGGAAGGAGAGGAGCCGGGGGACCCGGAGCAGGGGGACCUGGCGGGGACAGAGGAGGAGGCAGGCUCGGCAGAGGAGGAGUCUGAGAGCGAGUACUCGGCAGCUGAGGAGGACAUCCUCACCAAAGCAGAUACACUCAAAGUGAAGGAGCGGAGGAGGAAGAAGAAGGGACAGGAAGCAGGAGGCUUCUUUGAGGAUGCGUCGCAGUAUGAUGAAAACCUCUCCUUCCAGGACAUGAACCUGUCGCGGCCGCUUCUGAAGGCCAUUACAGCCAUGGGCUUCAGGCAGCCCACCCCGAUCCAGAAGGCGUGCAUUCCUGUGGGUCUCUUGGGGAAGGACAUCUGUGCCUGUGCAGCCACUGGGACAGGCAAAACAGCAGCUUUUGCUCUGCCUGUCUUGGAGCGUCUGAUCUACAAGCCCCGCCAGGGCCCUGUGACCCGGGUAUUGGUACUGGUUCCCACCCGGGAGCUGGGCAUCCAGGUGCACUCCGUCACCAAGCAGCUGGCCCAGUUCUGUAACAUCACCACCUGUCUGGCUGUGGGUGGCUUGGAUGUAAAGUCUCAGGAAGCAGCUCUUCGGGCGGCACCUGACAUCCUCAUUGCCACCCCGGGUCGGCUGAUCGAUCACCUCCACAACUGCCCUUCCUUCCACCUGAGCAGCAUUGAGGUGCUCAUCCUGGAUGAGGCUGACAGGAUGCUGGAUGAAUACUUUGAGGAGCAGAUGAAGGAGAUCAUCCGAAUGUGCUCCCACCACCGCCAGACCAUGCUCUUCUCAGCCACUAUGACAGAUGAGGUGAAGGAUCUGGCUUCUGUCUCCUUGAAGAACCCUGUCCGGGUGUUUGUGAACAGCAACACGGAUGUGGCUCCCUUCUUACGGCAGGAGUUUAUUCGCAUCCGGCCUAAUCGGGAAGGGGACCGGGAAGCCAUCGUGGCAGCUCUGUUGACGAGAACCUUCACCGACCACGUGAUGCUCUUCACCCAGACCAAGAAGCAGGCCCACCGCAUGCACAUCCUCCUGGGGCUUCUGGGGCUGCAGGUGGGUGAACUCCACGGCAACCUGUCCCAGACCCAGCGGCUGGAGGCCCUCCGGCGCUUUAAGGAUGAACAGAUUGAUAUCCUUGUGGCCACAGAUGUGGCAGCCCGUGGACUUGACAUUGAGGGAGUCAAAACGGUGAUCAACUUCACGAUGCCCAACACUAUCAAGCACUACGUACACCGGGUGGGGCGCACCGCACGAGCUGGCAGGGCCGGGCGCUCGGUCUCUCUGGUGGGAGAGGAGGAGCGGAAGAUGCUGAAGGAGAUUGUGAAGGCCGCCAAGGCCCCUGUGAAGGCCCGUAUUCUUCCCCAGGAUGUCAUCCUCAAAUUCCGGGACAAGAUUGAGAAAAUGGAGAAAGAUGUGUAUGCAGUGCUGCAGCUGGAGGCAGAGGAGAGAGAGAUGCAGCAGUCGGAAGCCCAGAUAAACACAGCAAAGCGGCUCUUGGAGAAGGGGAAGGAGGCAGUGGACAAAGAGCCUGAGAGGAGCUGGUUCCAGACCAAAGAAGAGAGGAAGAAGGAGAAAAUUGCCAAGGCUCUGCAGGAGUUCGACUUGGCCUUAAGGGGAAAAAAGAGGAGGAAGAAGUUUAUGAAGGAUGCCAAGAGAAAGGGGGAGAUGACAGCAGAAGAAAGGUCCCAGUUUGAAAUCCUCAAGGCGCAGAUGUUUGCUGAGCGACUGGCCAAGAGGAACCGCAGAGCCAAGCGGGCCAGGGCGAUGCCUGAGGAAGAACCGGCGAGAGGCCCUGCCAAGAAGCAAAAGCCAAAGAAGAAAUCUGUAUUUGAUGAAGAACUCACCAACACCAGCAAGAAGGCCCUGAAGCAGUAUCGAGCUGGCCCUUCCUUUGAAGAAAAGAAACAGUUGGGUUUGCCCCAUCAGAGAAGAGGAGGAAACUUCAAAUCCAAGUCCAGAUACAAGAGGAAGAAAUAGCCAUGGCAGCCUGACGAAGUUUGCAGGGCAUCUUAAUCUCUCCCUUCCCUGUGGGAAGUCAUCCUGGUUUGCUGGUUUUAUCUGUCUUUUCUCCAUUUGUUUUAAAAAAAAAAAAAAAAUUCUUAAAAAGCCUGUCAUUUGUGUGUUUAAAGAAAAAAAGUUGGACUGGGCACGUGGCUAGGUGGUAAAAUGUUUGCCUAGCAUGCAUGAGGCCCUAGGUUCAAUCCCUAGCACUCCCUGCCCCCCCCCCCAAAAAAAGUUGCCAGUGGUAGAGUAGCACGUGUUCCCUAAGUACCCACCCAGGCUCCCUUCUGAGUAGCUUUCAUAUAACAAGUACAACCAAACAUUAGUCUGGUUUGGCAGAACUCCAAUAUUUCACCUGUGUGGCUGUCUGGUAGCUGGGCACCAUCGUGAACACUUAGUUAUCUUUUUGCUCACAGGGGCUGGGUGUGGAGUGAGGAAUUUGUUUAUUCAUUUGUUUGUUUGUGGUGCUUGAGACCAAACCCAGGACCUUUUGUAUGCAAGGCAAGCAUUGUACCACUGAACCAUGUCCCCAGCCAGGAAGUAACUGCUUAGAGAAAUGUUCUUUUAUUAAUGCCCUAGAACUAAAAGGCUACCAUUGG